AUGUUCGAUCCAACGGAUCAUCAACACCGGCGUUACAAUCCACUGAACGGUCAGUGGGUACUGGUGAGUCCUCAUCGCAUGAAACGGCCCUGGUCCGGACAAGAGGAACAACAGCAGUCCGAUGAUCUACCCGAGUUCGACCCAGCUAAUCCACUUUGUCCGGGGGUGACCCGUCCCAAUGGAGUCAAAAAUCCCAUUUACGAGUCGACGUUCGUGUUUACGAACGAUUUUCCGGCCCUGUUGGAGCAGGUGCCGGAACCACCAGCGAGUGAUGAUCCACUGUUCCAGAUAGCACCGGCACAGGGUACCUGCAGGGUGAUGUGCUUUCAUCCGAAAUCGAACAAAACACUCCCGCUGAUGACGCCAAAGGAGAUUCGUAAUAUUAUUGAUGCUUGGAUCGCGGAAUAUCGAACGCUAGCGCAGCGUUACUGCUGGGUGCAGAUUUUCGAAAACAAAGGCGCCACAAUGGGAUGUUCAAACCCGCAUCCGCACUGCCAGAUUUGGGCUUGCUCGUUCUUACCGAAUGAACCGAAGAUUAAAGAUGAUAUGUUGCGGCAAUACUACGCCAAACACGGAACACCUUUGCUCGAUGAUUACGUGAAGCAAGAAUUGGUUAAAGGGGAGCGUAUUGUCAUCGAAAAUCCAGACUGGCUAGUGGUGGUUCCGUUCUGGGCAGUAUGGCCAUUUGAGACAAUGCUGAUUUCACGGAAUCGUAACAAGCGUAUCUCAGAUCUAACAGUGUCCCAGAUCAACAGUCUAGCGAUCGUGAUCAAGCAGCUGACCAUCAAAUAUGACAAUCUCUUCAAGUGUUCGUUUCCGUACAGCAUGGGUUGGCAUGGAGCACCCACGGCAGAGCUAGCGAGUGGUGCAACAAGUGACCAACAUUGGACCCUGCAUGCAAUUUACCUUCCACCUUUGCUUCGAUCGGCCACGGUGCGAAAGUUUAUGGUGGGUUUCGAGUUGCUCUGUCAAUCGCAACGUGAUUUGACCGCUGAACAAGCUGCUGACAGGCUGCGCGGACUCUCCGGCCAACGACACUACAGCGAUCAGCUUUGA
This is a messenger RNA of Anopheles marshallii, 1056 nucleotides long. It is a transcript of the gene Galt, whose product is annotated as probable galactose-1-phosphate uridylyltransferase. Gene Ontology annotation, molecular function: zinc ion binding; UDP-glucose:hexose-1-phosphate uridylyltransferase activity. NCBI's taxonomy places the organism in Eukaryota, Metazoa, Arthropoda, Insecta, Diptera, Culicidae. The coding region runs from base 1 to 1056 and encodes 351 amino acids. Gene Ontology annotation, cellular component: cytoplasm. Gene Ontology annotation, biological process: beta-D-galactose catabolic process via UDP-galactose, Leloir pathway. The record is from RefSeq and is a predicted model, not a curated record. The transcript has 3 exons.